Messenger RNA from Ostrinia furnacalis (Asian corn borer), 2331 nucleotides. RefSeq names its product 23 kDa integral membrane protein. The transcript has 5 exons. Lineage: Eukaryota; Metazoa; Arthropoda; Insecta; Lepidoptera; Crambidae. The record is from RefSeq and is a predicted model, not a curated record. Gene Ontology annotation, cellular component: plasma membrane. The coding region runs from base 316 to 1125 and encodes 269 amino acids.
CCGUCACCUCAACACAGUAUCUGAUAACAUAAUGAUAGCGAUAACACCUGAUCGCGACAUACGAAUAAUCCCGAAGAACAAAAGAUUAAUAGCGCUCCAAGAAUAGGCGCGCCCAUAGUUCUGGCCAAAAGAUUUAACGAUAAAGUUAGUUUUGAUAAAUGUCGAAUGGUUAAUUCUGAGCAGUUGCAUCACUCGGAGGAGACGCACGCGCACGGUCGGCGACAUACACAAACAAUCUCUGAGGUGGAACGACCGCUCUUUGUUUUUACUCGAGUUUCAAACAAGAUCUUGGAUAUGUGAAGGCGGAACACCAAAAUGGCUCUCUCGACAAAUUGCUGGAAAUAUCUUGUGUUAACUUUCAAUGUUUUGUUCGCGAUGUCAGCAGUGGUCUUGUUUGGCGCGAGCGGCUACCUGCUAUACAGGUUGUUCGUGUAUCGGCACUUCAUCGGAGUCAAUGUGGAGUAUCCAGCUAUCCUGCUCCUGAUGAUGGCCAUCAUUACAUGCUCUAUAGCGUGGAUUGGGUGGAGGACAGCCAAGUCCUUGCAUCAGAUCCAUGUCAUAUUGACUGGCGUCCUCAUCGUGAUAGUGGUGGUGGUGGAAUUCUCGUGCUUCGUGUGGGCCAUGGUGGUGUGGGACAGCGUGGACAUCGACAUCAAGAACUCCAUGACGGGCUACUUCAACCAGAUGCUGGCCGCCAACCAGCCGGAGUCUGCUGACGCUAUAAGAUGGGAUAGACUUCAUGUCAAGUUCGAAUGCUGCGGCGUGGGUGGGCCCAACGACUUUGGCAAGAAGGGCGCAGUCCCCUUCUCCUGCUGCGGGCAGGGGCCCCUGGACGCCCAGUUCAAGCCGUACACGGCCGACUGCUCCGCCAUGUUCCAGAGAGGCUGUGGGAAGCCCCUGCACGAUUAUGCCAGGGAACACCUCAUGUACAUCGCUAUGACUGCGCUGGUCGCUUCUGUGUUGCAGAGUACCGGUAUCUUCUGCACGUUCUUCUUAGCCCAAGCCAUCCACAAGAGGCGCCGGGCUUCCAUCCGGGCCAGCACCAUGCGAGAGUCCACCUUCUCAGCGCCUGACGACUCGCUUCUCUCUCCCACCGCUCCUGCCGCGACCUUGCCAAAGUAUUAAGUUUUUGACAGUAAACUGACAGAGGUCCAGAUGAUGCGUUUUUGUUUUGCCGCUCGCGCGUUUUGAAAAUGAACCUCACAAUCGUGCGAGUAAAAACGCGUCAUCUGGACCAGCUCAUAAGCUAUAGAGUAUAAGGCCCGUAUUACGAAACUACUGAUUGGUUAAAGUAUGUAAUUAACUUGUUACAACUUACUACUGCUUGUGUGGACUGUAUUUCUGGACUGUAGUGCCUGGUGGUGGCUGUUAUGCUAGAAGGUAGAGAAAGACAUCUCAUCGAGCUAACCAUAGUGUAUUGACAGUAUUGUCUGAUAUUAAAACAAGACUUUAAAAGGAGACCAAAGAUUUAAAAAAGUAAAAAAAUACAAAUAAGCAACGACGAUCUUUUUGAUCGUUGGUGGAACUGCCAGCAACUUAGCUAUUUGGACCAAAUCACACCAUGACAGAAUAAUUUAUGCUUGAAUUCGUAAUACGGGCUGAAAAAGUAAUCGGAAAAGGUGACUCGAAUUUAAUACUGGGCGAUAGAUAUUUUUAUACUGUGACUUUAGGAUAGUGAAUUUAUUUUAGUUUUUGGAAAAUAAGCAUAUCGUAAGUAGUAUCGAUGUCGAUCCCAAAUAUAUUUUAUAGCUCAUUUAAAAGUGCUUUUUCAUCCGUUACUUAAAGCAUUUGUUGUUUUGAUAUUUCAAUCGAAUGCCAAAAGCAUUUUGUAGACGAGAGCACGUCAAGCUUCACAUUGUGGGGUCUUAUCUAUUUGUGAUAGAUGUUAAUUUGCAAAAAAAAUGUAUAAUCUGAUGUGCUUUCGUCCAUACACUUUGAAUGAAAUCCGCCCGUGUUUAUGUAUGUCACAAAAUGUUUUACCACAAAAUAGUGCUUUACUCAUAAAAUAAGUAUUGUGUGUUUCUCUCACACUGACUGGACAUUAAGGAAUUGAUAAAACUAUGGUUGUGUAGUAUUAAAAUGCGCACAAAUAAAUAUUAUUUACCUAUGUAAGUAAGUAUUUAAAACACGGAGUGAAAGACUUCAUUUUCGUUAUUUUUAAGAAACUUUUAGUAUGAUGUGAUUACUAUAUGAAUUGUAUGGUUUAAAGUGAUUUGAAUGUGUGUUGUGUGCAUUAUGGCUGUUAUGUGUAGUAUUAGGGUUGUCCCAAAUGUUUUUUAAAGUAUUUUGGAUUUUUAUAGUAACUAUUUGUACCAAUAAAUGAUGAAAUAA